This is a messenger RNA of Penaeus vannamei (Pacific white shrimp), 3494 nucleotides long. The record is from RefSeq and is a predicted model, not a curated record. Lineage: Eukaryota; Metazoa; Arthropoda; Malacostraca; Decapoda; Penaeidae.
AUGCGCAAGAAAUGUAAACAUUGGCCGGUCAGAGAGAAUUUAUCCAUCUGGGAGGACGACAAGACCCCCUUAGCGCCGCUGACCUCACAGGAGAGGGACACAAUCAUCGAGCUGACCUCCGUGUCCGGCUGGCGACCUUUACCCCCAAGUUUGACCUCGGAAGAGACGAGAAGCGAUGGCGGGAGGGAGGAAGGGGGUGGAUCCAAGAGGGACUCGGAAUAUCCUCUUGACAGCUCCAAGAGGGAUUCUCUGUCGGAACAUCACCUCUCGGACAGCUUGGCGAGGCUCAAAUUGGGAGAGGUUAAGAUAGAGUCGAGUCAGCAGUUUUUAACAUGGUUUGCUGGAGUAGAAGCCGAGAUGUGUGAGGAACAAGAUGGGCCUUAUCGAGACUAUGUCAGUCAGUUGGUCAGCCACCGCUCAGAGUGUCAGACUCUCCUUGCUCAGCUUGACGAAGCACUCAACAACUUACAACAUUUAUCAGGACAGUACACCAGUGUAUCAAACAAGACAAGUGCACUUCACACCGACUGUGAGCAUCUAUUAGCUGAACAGACUCGACUCACAAACAAGGCUGACACCAUUGAGAGCAAACUAGCCUACUUCAAGGAGGUAGACCGGAUAAGCCAGAAGCUGAGCUCGCCAGCAUUCCAGGUGACGAGUGAUGGUUUCAUCCCCCUGCUGGCGAAGAUUGACGAAUGCAUCAGCUACAUGAAUACUAACCCUACAUUCCAAGAGUCUGCACUCUACCUAGCAAAGUACAAGCACUGCCUGAGUCGAGCACUAGGCAUGGUGAAGCUGUAUGUGACCAAGUCCCUAGAGAGUGCUACCCAGCAAGUGUUACCCAAACCUGGCAUUGAAAAGCCAUCAAGUGACAAUGCGGCUGUGCUCUAUUACGGCAAGUUCAGGACUAAUGCACCACGCAUAAAGACCCUCAUGGCCGAGAUAGAGGACCGGGUAGAAAAUAGUCCCGAGUAUCUGAACCUCCUUAGUGACUGCCAUCAGUGUUAUUUUGCACAGCGUCAGACACUGAUGGGCCCCUGUGUGGCCGAUGCAGUGACUGAGCUUUCGCAGAAAUAUCAGCGGGAUUACUGUUCACUAGUGCGAAGUGGCUGUGCAUUCCUUGUGCAUGUGUGUGAGGAUGAAUACAAUCUUUUUCAUCAGUUCUUCACAGCAGCCACCUCAGACCUGGAUGCUUUCCUACUGGGACUGUGUACGGGUUUAUACGAUGUCCUGCGGCCUCUCAUCAUACACAUCGACCAUCUUGAAACACUGUCUGAACUAUGUAACAUCCUGCAGAGAGGGAUGAUCGAGGAGCACCUGCAGAACAAUCCCACACAACUGGCCCCACUCACCUCCGUGGUCAACCAGAUGCUGGAGGACACACAGGAAAGGCUCGUCUAUCGUGCGCACAUCUACAUUAAUGUGGACAUUGCUGGCUUCCGUCCAUCGCCAGGAGACCUUGCAUACCCAAGCAAGCUGCAGAUGAUGGAGAACAUUGCAGAGAACUUAGCCAGCCAGCGGAAGAUGCACUCGCGCAACGCCUCUGUCUCCUCCAUAUCAUCUACGAGGUCUAUGAGAGUUCUCCGUGUGGGCACUUCUCCAGCUGACCUCCAUGGUAUGUGGUACCCGACUGUGCGGAGAACACUCAUGUGCCUUUUCAAGCUAUACCGGUGUGUGGACAGAAGUAUUUUCCAGGGUGUAUCACUAGAAGCCCUCACGGCAUGCAUGCAGAGUCUUAGCUCAGCCUCAGCUAUCAUCAGCAAGACUUCCUCGCCUCUGGACGGUCAGCUGUUUGAAAUUAAGCAUCUCCUCAUCCUCAGAGAACAAAUGGCCCCUUUCCAGGUUGAUGCCUGCCUGCAUGAGACAAGCCUAGACUGGAGCAAAGUACGAAAUGCGGCAUUCAGCCUGGUUCAGAAAAGGGAUCGCCUCUUCUCUCUCUCAUCCAAUAAUGCACUGUUGGAGUUUAUUGUCAAGGGUAGCCUUCAGGUCACUGAACAGAGACUGGACUCAAAGAGAGACCUAGACAACAGAUUGAAGAAGCUGUGUGAGCUGCUGAUAUUGACCUGCACAGAGUCCCUGACAGGGCCACUGUCCAUCUUCCUAACCAAGGCAGAGGUCAUCCUCCAGAUGAACAAGGAGGAGAGUGUCAAGCCCAUUUCCCUUAAGAACCAGCCAUUUGCAUCUGCCGAGAAGAUAGCAGAUGUUGUGAGCAGCAGCCAGAAAAACAUCCGCACACAUCUGCCUGGCAUCCAGCGCAGUAUGCAACUUUACCUGGCCAACCGCGACACAGAGUUCAUCCUGUUCAAGCCCAUCCGGGCGAACGUCCUCAGCACUUUCUCUAAAGCAAAUAUAGUGACGGAGAACUACAAUGAGGAUGACCGCAUCAUCAUUGCAUGCCCAUCACAAGAGGAAGUAUCGGCACUGCUCUCCUCCCUCUUCAAGAGCUAGUGGAUACUCUCUUCCCCCCUCCCCCCUUUAGGAAUGCAUUUUGUAAAUAAUAGAAGUUUAUGGUGUUGAGAGAUAGGAGAGGCGGUGUUUAUAUGUCUUAGGCUGUUUUUUGCAAUAUCUAUGCAAGUGAGAUCGAGCUUUCAGGAUUUUUUCUUCUUUCACUUUGUUUUUACCUUAUUCUUCCUUAUUUUAUUUUUCACUUGUGUUUUAUAGGCAAUUUUCCGUAGUGAGGAACCAGGUGUAUGAUUCAUUUAUUGUUAUAUAUGUUGUUGUACAUGCAGAGAUUGUAUGUUUCAAAUGGCCAAAGUUUUGCUUCUAUUUAUUAGAAAGAGUUGAUACUUAGUUCUAUAAUUUAAGGUGGAAUUGAAUUCAAAAUGGCAUUUGAGAGUGUGUUCUAUUUAGCUCUUUGAAACCCAGUAUUUAUUUAUUGUUAUUUCCUUUUAUUUUAUGUGUAUAUUCCCAUAAUGAUUACAGAUUGCUGUAAACAUUCACUAAGGAGAAAAUGUUCCAUUUUUAAAUUAUAGGGGAAGGAAAUCAAUAAAAGUAAAACAAAAGUUAUCAAAAUUUCUUUAAAAUAUUUGUAUUACAUCCAUAUUGUGCCUCUUCACCAAUGCAAUAAUAACCAAAAAUUCUUAAAACAUUUUACACAAACUUCUAUUCUGAUUUCUCUUUUCACAAAUACUGAAAAAAAAAUUCAGGAUACUUUUGAUUCUAAUGUCCGAUCUGUCUGAGGAUUGAAUGGCACUUUUUCUUUCUUGCCCUUUUUAAAAAUUUCGGCAUUUACGACAGGAAAGAAAUAAAGCAGCAGGAGAGUCGAUAUAGAGACCACAUCUUGCAACAAGACUCGGAGAGAGUUUAAGCGCAAAUGAAAUACGUGUAUAUAUAAAACUUGAUGAAAUGGAAUGACAUGAAACGAAAUUCAGGAGAAUGACUGAAAAACACUUUGCACUCGUACACACAAACACACAGACUUUAGGCCGUGUCAUUAGAUUUUAUUCAUGCUGUUGUUUGUUGAUUGACUUCAAAAUAUAUAUUUAUUUCUUAAU